Saccoglossus kowalevskii is the source of this 1515-nucleotide messenger RNA. RefSeq names its product pyrroline-5-carboxylate reductase 2-like. Gene Ontology annotation, molecular function: pyrroline-5-carboxylate reductase activity. Lineage: Eukaryota; Metazoa; Hemichordata; Enteropneusta; Harrimaniidae. Gene Ontology annotation, biological process: L-proline biosynthetic process. The record is from RefSeq and is a predicted model, not a curated record.
GGAACCGUGAUUCGUCCGCGAGGCCAGAUUGCGGCAUCACGUUACCAUACGUGAUGACGCGUGAUGUCUUGUUCUAUUUUUGGCGGAAACCGAAGUAUUAUAUAGAUGCAGUUACCAAGUCAAGUGCCCCACUCUUGAGAAAAUAGCGAAGAUGUCAGUGGCAAUAGUAGGUGCCGGAAAAUUCGGUCAGGCGAUAGCACGGGGUUUCGUACGAGCAGGCCUCGUGGCAGCCGAUCGUAUCAUAGCUAGUACUCCUUGCAGUGAAGAUCUUGCAAAGGCGGCGAAAAUUGGAGUAAGAACUACAUUCGACAACCUAGAAGCCGUAAAGCCCAGCAAUGUUGUAUUUCUUGCCGUUAAACCAGAUGUCAUGCGCACAGUUCUUUAUGAAAUCGCUCCAAUUAUCAGCGAACGUCAUAUCGUAGUAUCGGUAGCAGCCGGUGUUAAAAUCAGCUACGUUGAAGAUAAACUUCCAGUCGACACAAGAGUGAUUCGUGUCAUGUCAAACACUCCUUGUAUGGUGGGUGAGGGCGCUACGGUAUUUGCCAGGGGUACAGCAGCGAAGGACUCUGAUUCUGUGCUUGUUCAGCAGUUUUUCUCUACCUUGGGAUUCUGUGUUGAAAGCGAGGAAUCAAGUCUUGAUGCAGUAACUGGUGUCAGUGGAAGUGGUCCAGCAUACGCAUUCUGUGCCAUUGACGCAAUGGCAGAUGGAGGAGUGAAAAUGGGGCUGCCCAGGGAUCUGGCACUUAAACUAGCUGCACAGACAAUGCUGGGAGCUGCAAAAAUGACUUUAGAACCUGGCAGUCAUCCAAUGAUUUUGAAAGAUAAUGUGGGUUCUCCGGGAGGCACUACAAUGGCUGGAGUUCAUAAACUAGAAGAACUUGGCUUUAGGAAUUGCCUUAUCUCUGCCGUUGAGUCCACUACGGUGAAAUCCGUUGAACUAUCUCAACAAAUGUUGGAUGAAGAUAAAAACUACGACGAAGAUGUCAAAACUGCCGUACUUAAAAUUUGAAGAUCGUCUGACCACUUAUGUAUUGACGUAACUCAUCGGACUUGUCACACAUUGACGCCACUCGCCUGACCUCUUACAUCAUGAUGACAUCACCUGAUACUCUGUGACGUCACUCGUCUUAUGCCGUGCACUUUACCUGAUCUCUUACGCAACAAUCACGAGGAAUUCAACUCUGCACAGUCUAUGAUUUUACUUUAAAAUUAGUGGUUGUUGUGUCUGUUGUUGUUGCGCUGCUUGUUUUUGUUGUUAUUGUUGUUGUUGUUAAUUUACAGUAUACUAGAAGUAUGCAAAUAUAUAUUGUUCGACUUUUAAAAGCCCAAAUGCGAAAAUUAUGAAAACGAUUAUCUAAUUACAUACCGAUAUUUGUCUAUAUAUGAAAUUACCGUUUAGUACCGGUAAUCUUCAGUUUAUAGGUUAACAAUUUGUAAACAACGUUCUUGUAAUUCUCCUCAUGUCAAAAUGACUAAGUAUUAUAUCUAUGUUAAAUAUAUGUACAUUCUUUCAAA